This is a messenger RNA of Panthera uncia (snow leopard), 3830 nucleotides long. RefSeq names its product zinc finger CCHC-type containing 12 (gene ZCCHC12). The coding region runs from base 2106 to 3329 and encodes 407 amino acids. Gene Ontology annotation, cellular component: nucleus. NCBI's taxonomy places the organism in Eukaryota, Metazoa, Chordata, Mammalia, Carnivora, Felidae. The transcript has 3 exons. The record is from RefSeq and is a predicted model, not a curated record.
GCGUUGGGUGUUAGUCCUCAUACUUCUUCCUCAAGUACAAAAUGAAGGAGAAAGAUCUUAAAUGGAGAAAGGUUGGAGGGGGUGGUUUUUAACCAUUACUGGACCACAGGCCCAUCUAAACAUGUGCAAAGCUCUGGACUCCGAGAAAUAUAGAGUCCGUAUUAGUUUCUUGUGGCCGCCCUAAUUACCACCAACUCAGGGGCUUAAAACAAUUUAUACGCCGAUGGUUCUGGAGACCAGAAGUUCAGCAUCAGUUUCUCUGGGCUCAAUUCAAGGUGUGGGCAGGGCUGUGCUCUGUUCUUUGCCUCUUCCGGUUUCCGGUGGCUGCGGGCACUUUUGCCUGUGGCCACGCCACUCCAAUCCCUGCAUCAGUCUUCAACAUCACCUUCUCCUCUUCUGUUUGCGUCAGCUCUCCCUCUUCUUCUGUCUUACAAGGACGCGAGAUUGCAUCGAGGGCCCACUCAGAUACUCCUGGAGCAUCUCCUGACGGCGAGAUCCUUAAUCUAACCACAUCUGCAAAGACUCUUGCUUUAUACAAGGUUAACAUCUGCAGGUUCCAGGGAUUGGGACUUGGUAUAUUUGGGUGGCCAUUAUUCAGCUUCCUACAGAGUCCAGAAUCUUUGCAUCCAAUUUCAGGCAGACCGUGGACCCCAGGUAGGAGCGUCCGCUCUGGAGCUGCAUUUCACCCAAGAUAUGCUAUAAACAGAUACGUUGGAGGCAGGUCCAUUUACUAAUUCACCAUCCUCCUACAUCCUCUCGGGAUGAACUACAGCGACUUACCAAAAAUCACACCCAGCUCUUGUCCUAGUCGAUCAGAAUCCCCCGGAAGCGGGGCCCGGGAAUCUGCAUUUCUAACCAGCUCCCUCCUCCCCCACCCCCCCCAAAUGAUUCUCAUGCAGCCAGACUUGCACCCAUACCUUAGUGAGUACUGGUUAAGGGCCCGGAUGCCCGAGUGCCUUCCCUGUGACAUGGACACGCUACCACCUCCUUCACAGUAAAAGAAUUGUGUAAGUCUAUUUGCACAGAGCAAGCGCUGAUGCUUUUUUUUUUUUUUCUCCCUUCCCCCUAUACAAAGGUGAGCCGCUUUUAUUGUGUAUUUGAUUUCGAUCCCAUUCGGUGUUUAAUGCGCCGGCCCCAAGGCGCGGAGUUGAGCCAAGAGCGAAAAGAGGGAGAAGCGGGCAAGAGUCGCAAACUCUUCCAGUCCAGGCACCGAAGCGGCCUUGGACGCCCGCCGGCCCUUCUGCCCACCUCACCCCGCCCCCCUCGGGCGUACAUUUGCAUCCGGCUCGAGACCGCGCGGGGACCCGCCCCCGCGCCCCGCUGAUUGGCCGCGCCGGCUCUCUCGUCACGCUCUUUUGUCUCCGUGGGCCGAGGAUAAAAGCAGCGGCGGCUGCCGUGGGAACCGUGCUGUCUGGACUCAGCUACCCCUCGCUGGUGGCGGGGGGCGCCGUGCGGAGCAGCUCCGCGGGCAGCUCCGGGUCGCUUAAGCGGCCGGGGACGUGCCCGUCCUCUUCCCUCGCAGGGCCGCGGAGACCGGAAGGCGGCAUCCGCAGCUGGCAAGGCCCGAGGGUCCGCAGCCCACCGAGCCGAGCACAGGCCAUCAAAGCCGAAUCCGAACUUGAAUUCUGUGCGGCUGAUUGCAGAAGCUGGUAGGCCGACCACUUCCCGGGGGACAUGUAAUGGGGCGGGGGUGGGUGGCUUUGGCUUGUGCUCAGAAGGUGGGAGAGGGAAUUUUCCGCCUACCCACAGCGGAGGCAGCGGGGAGGGGGGUGGGUGGCGGGGGUGGAGGGAGCGGGAUGAGCGAGGAGGCUACUCCUGACCCUUCCCUUCCCUGCCCUCCGCGGCGGCGGCGCAAUCUUGACGCCCGGAGGUCUCGGAUCGGCGACCCCCCCGGUGGACAGAGAUCGGCUGUUAGCCUGGAGACGAGCUUUCUCGCGGAGGCCACCGGUUGCAGAAGCUGGAAGUGAAAUAAAGGCGCGCGCGCACCCGUUCCUGCGCUCCUCCCCUACUGAGAUAGGAGAGUCCCCCCAGCACGCCUGCACAUUAGGCUAACCCACAAAGCCUGAGCGUCUUGUUCCAUUCGGACACCCCGAUCGUCAUCAGUCAUGGCUAGCAUCAUUGCGCGCAUGGGUAAUAGCCGGCGGCAGAACGCACCCUUGCCGCCGUGGGCCCAUUCUAUGCUGAGGUCCCUGGGGAGAAGCCUCGGCCCUUUAAUGGCCAGCGUGGCAGAGAGAAAUAUGAAGUUGUUCUCGGGGAGGGUGGUGCCAGCCCAGGGGGAAGAAACCUUUGAAAACUGGCUCAUCCAAGUCAAUGGGGCCCUGCCGGAUUGGAAUAUGUCUGAGGAGGAGAAGCUCAAGCGCUUGCUGAAAACGCUUCGAGGCCCCGCCAGGGAGGUCAUGCUUUUGCUGCAGGCGGCCAACCCCAAUCUAAGUGUGGCCGAUUUCUUGCGUGCCAUGAAAUUGGUGUUUGGAGAAUCCGAAAGCAGUAUGUCGGCUCACGGUAAAUUUUUUAACACCCUGCAGGCGCAAGGGGAGAAAGCCUCCCUUUAUGUGAUCCGUUUAGAGGUGCAGCUCCAAAAUGCUAUUCAGGCGGGGAUCAUAGCUCAGAAAGACGCAAACCAGACCCGCCUGCACCAGCUCCUUUUAGGGGCCGAGCUGAACGGGGACCUGCGCUUUAGGCUGAAGCAUCUUCUCAGGAUGUAUGCAAAUGAGCAGGAGCGCCUCCCCAAUUUCCUCGAGUUGAUCAAGAUGGUCAGGGAGGAAGAGGAUUGGGAUGACACUUUCCUUAAACAGAAACGGCCCAAAAGAUCUGAGUCACUGGUGGAGAGGGCCACCAGCCUGAUGGCAUUUCAGGGCUCCCCGCAGAUAGUGGUCGGCAGUCCCGACUGCAACGUGAUAGAGAUAGAUGAUGCCCUCGAUGACUCAGAUGAGGAUGUGAUCCUGGUGGAGUCUCAGGACCCUCCACUGUCAUUCACGGCUUCUCCGUUCCCCAGACGCAGGGCCAGACCUCGGGACCAAGUGCUAGUCAUCGAUUCCCCUAGCAGUUCCCGGGCUCAGUCUCCUUCCACCAGCGGGGGUUCUGGGCAUAAGAAUGAUGGUUCUAGGCACCUGCGUAGAACCAGGAAGCGAAAACACACAAUCCGCUGCUCCUACUGCGGCGAGGAGGGCCACUCAAAGGAAACCUGUGACAAUGACAGCAGCCGGGCCCAGGUGUUUGAGAAUCUGAUCAUCACCCUGCAGGAGCUGACCCAUACAGAGGAGGAGGGACCCAGAGAGGCCCCUGGCCAACAAGAUGACCCUUGUGAGCUGGUGUCCCCUAGCCUUACAUGAACCCUAACCCAUAUUCUGAGUCCAGCAAUGGGACAACUGGGGAGGGGCGCUUCUAAAUGCAUGAAUCCACAAAGCAGCUUUCCUUUGGGAGUGGAGUAGAGAGGGUCUUGAAUACCAGCACAGUGGAGGGAGACAGCCUGACCUCUGUCCUUGCUUCCCCAGCCCCCCUGCCUAAGGGCCUGUUUUCUUUGUGCGCUCAUUUCCUCGCUGGCUCUGUUCUCUUUGUGAAAGUGGCACCAUUCAUUGUUAAAUCUUCAAACAAUAAAGAAAAGUACAAGAAAGUAAAGUACAAGUUACCCCCAGCUCUCCACCCCGAUCUAACCGUCGUCAUCCCUUUGAUGGACGUCCUUCUAGAUACUUCCCUAUACCUGUGUACCCAGAUAGAUGUAUGUAUAGAUAAAAAUGGUCACAUAGAAGUGCUGUUCUAUAGUCCGUAUUUUUUCACCAAAUGAUAUAUGUCGUGGGCUUCUUUCUAUGUCAAUAAAUAUUUAUCAGCAUCGA